GAGGAAACCGGCGUAACAGGAACCUCCCUCCAUGGUAGUAUUCACUGCCUCCAUUCUUUCAUUCGCACGGGUGAAUCCGUGCUUUCACUGCUCAUAUCUCGACUGGUUCCUGUCCUUUUGUUCACUCAGGUCUCAUCUUCUCUUCCAUCUUUCCCCUCUCACUCUCCCUCCUUUACCAACAUGUCCAACACACCGUCUCCCCAGUAGCCUACUAAGACAGCAUUACAAGCACGAUGCAGGACUCCACGGACACCAUCAACACUAUCAAUGACCUCCCCCUUCGUCCUGCCAAGCCUGAAGAUGCUACUGACGCUCAGCAGUCGGAGCAGGGGAAACCAGGCUCUGCUACACCUCAGUCACCCGAGGAGCAACAAGCCCAGGACCCAGUUAUGCCGGUGGAAUUAGGUGAGCCCAAAAAGAAGAAACGAAGCAAGCCUCGCCCCAAGAGUAAGCGUGGAAAGAACAAGCCCACCGGUUUCGAAGAGUACUACGUCGACGCCCCCAUAACCCCCCAGGAGUUCGAGAACGAGAGGCAGAUUUACGAUGUCUCCCGACCUCUACUCUUUCGACUAGAGGAUGCUCUCCUACGCUACCAGAAGAACCGUCGUCUUGAGUCGGACAGAAGAGUGGUCUUUCUGAAGUAUCUGGCAUAUGGGGGUGUGGAUAUUGGUCAGAAGAUGUUCGGGGGCGUGGACGGUCGUGACCUCCAGGCAAUGGACAGCGAGCAGAUCCUCCAAGCUAGAGCGCUAGCCAGCAUCAAAAAGGACAAGUCGAACCUUGCCGUCGAUUUCGAUGCCGUUGUGCGCGGCUUUCUGACGUCCUUCUUCCCAUACUACUUCAAUCCCGAAACUGAAGACAUGGUCAAGCUGGCAACAGUCACCAUCCGAAAUUUCCUGUCCUACCUGCUCUAUCAUGACGUGUGUCCGGAGUACAAUGAGAACAUUGACCAGGCCAGGACAUCGUGCGACAUAGCUGCAAAGGAGUUAUGGAAGAACCAGCAGUUCAUGGCCAAAGGCCCCGGCGAUUUUAAUACAGCCUGUUCCAUGCUUUUUGGCGGCGACCUCUACAAUGCAUGCGCGUUUGGCCAUGACUGGAAACCUUCGAAGGAUGAUUCGCCCGGCAUGACGAACGAGGCGGCCCGCAAAAUCGUAAAGUUCGCCCUUGCGUGUGCAGGUGAAGACGCACAAACCCUCAGAUAUUUGGAAGUGGACAAGCAAAAUCAGCUGGGCGCAAGGCGCAUUGAGGACAUAGACGGAUUUGAGAUCACUGCCGUGCACCCUCCCGAUCAAGUCGUCUGCAGCUUGUACGAUGCGCAAGCCCCUGAUCUUAAUGCCGUGGGAAAGCUGUUGGCCAAGGCUUACCGGGAUCCCGGGCAGCCGCCUUAUGACCGAAGUCCGGAGGAGGAUAUGAUAGGAUUUCCGGAGCUAGAGUUCGAAUUUUUCCUGGAGGGGAGUCUGCUCCAGUACUGCUACCCGGGGAUGAAAGUGAUUACUCCGGUGUGGGAAAUGAGCUGCGGUUUCUAUUACUUCGAGGAUGUGAACCGGGCGUAUUGUUCUACCUAUACCGUCCUGGACAACGACCUGAUGCUUGGAUGGAAGAAGCCAAGUGAUUUGACUGGAUCGCAGGAUGAUACGAAUGAUGAUGGCGACGACUCCUCGGUCACCUUGUGAGCGCUUCCAGAACACUACUGGGUAGGUUUAGAAGCUCUUCGUAGGUGACCCUCAGUCUGGCUGUUACAUUUACGAAAACAUGGCCCUAGCGUAUUUGAUUUUACAGAUAGUCCACACAAUGUUAUUCUAUUCAGACAUGUAUUCGUUACGCAUCACUACCGCUCAGGGUUUCAGAAGCGACUUGCCGGUGGUCUUUCUACCCUCUAGAUCCGUGUGAGCCUGGGCCACCUCCUCUAAGGGGUAGACCUUGUGAAUCUUAGCCUUGAGCUUGUUCGACAGGAGAAGCGAGAACAGCUCGUUGACGUAGUACUCAAACUCCUCGCGCGUCUCAAUGUAGCCAAAGAGCUGAGGCCGGGCCACCUUGACACACUUGGGGGAGAGCUUCCUAUAGAAGAAAAUGGAUCAGCCC
Aspergillus ibericus CBS 121593 is the source of this 2079-nucleotide messenger RNA. RefSeq lists its product as uncharacterized. The record is from RefSeq and is a predicted model, not a curated record. Gene Ontology annotation, cellular component: ARC complex. Bases 234 to 1670 code for a protein of 478 amino acids. NCBI's taxonomy places the organism in Eukaryota, Fungi, Ascomycota, Eurotiomycetes, Eurotiales, Aspergillaceae. Gene Ontology annotation, biological process: regulatory ncRNA-mediated gene silencing. The transcript has 5 exons.